AUGAGCAAGUAUUACGGCGACUCAGAGCAAGUGUCACUCCAAUCAGUCUCCAUGCCCAAAAGCAAGAAUCUUUUGUCUCCAUCAAUCUCUUGCCGGAACAUCGACACGUACUCGCAGCCGCCGGCGGAGCUCGAGAUGGUGUUUGCGGCGGUAGAAAAUCACAACCAGAAACGGUUCCUCGAAAAGUACAACUAUGAUAUAGUGAGGGACGUCUGA
Molecule: messenger RNA, 216 nt
Organism: Striga hermonthica
Lineage: Eukaryota; Viridiplantae; Streptophyta; Magnoliopsida; Lamiales; Orobanchaceae
Source: the annotation of a GenBank genome assembly